GCACAGGAUAACAGGAUACUAUUACUUUGACCCCACCCCCAGAAAAGGGCAAAGAACAAAGUUUACUCAAUAGGCUUACGACGAUGUUAAUCACAACUUCCAUGAGUCUAGCAUUUAAAGCAGCUUUUGGAAAGACUUACAAGUUGUUUUUUUGGGGGUUUGUUUUGUUUUUUAAUCUCAAGUCACACCCUCCAAAAGGUAGUGGAAAUAAAUUUGAAUAAACAAAACAGAUUUGCUGAAAAUAAAACCAGGACUCCUAAACUGCUCCAGUCAAACAGCUUCCACAAGGGCUUGCUGUCAGCCAGUGUGGCACUGAGGCUUGGCAAGCAGCAUCCAGCAUGUACCAGGUAAGUGUGCAGGGGCCUGGCCGGGACUGUGCUGAGUGAGGCAGGAGCAGAGAUGUGGGUGGGGAUGGAGGGAGCUCUCAGUUUUGGGGCUGCGGACCAGAUGAGGCAUGAAUUAGAAUCUCAGAGAACAGCUGGGGGAGGGGGCAUCCAGACUAGGCAGGAGCAGUUUUCUCACUAGCCUUUUCCUACAGGCAAUGGCAUUCUUGGCAAUGGUCAUGGGAACCCACACCCUCUGUUUGGGGUCCCAGAGGCGUUGCACCCACUGGCCCGGCUGCUGCCCCAGCAAAGGACAGAAUUCCACUGAGGAGUGGCUGAAGUGGAACAGUGUGCUCAUGCCUCCCCCAGAGACCACCAGCCUCGCCCACCACCCAGAACCCUGCAGUUCCAGCAAGGAUGGACCCCUCAACAGCCGCUCCAUCGCCCCCUGGAGAUAUGAGUUGGACAGAGACUUGAACCGGCUCCCGCAGGAUCUGUACCACGCACGUUGCCUGUGUCCACACUGUGUCAGCCUCCAGACGGGCUCCCACAUGGACCCCCUGGGAAACUCAGAGCUGCUCUACCACAACCAGACCGUCUUCUACCGGCGGCCGUGCCCUGGACAGCAGGGCGACCACCAUGGCUACUGCCUGGAACGCAGGCUCUACCGUGUCUCCUUGGCUUGCGUGUGCGUGCGGCCCCGUGUGAUGGCCUAGCUGUGCUGACCAUGGCUGGUCCCUGGGCAAACACUGGAGCUGGUUGGACAACCACCUGCUGUGGUGAACCAGGACACCCGAAGGCACAGCCCCUCCAAAGGACCACCCGGAGCAGCAGGAUCUUGGGACAGGAUGGGGGACCCUGGGGGGACCGCACUUUGCACUUUUUGGAGUGGGUGAGAAAUGCAGGGCAAAUCCAAGGCAGUAGUGGCUGGUUAUGGUCCCUGGAAACUGGCAUCCUGUCCUUUCCUCCUGGGAAAGGUCUUCAAAGCUCUGCUAUGUCUGUCUCUUCUUUCCUCCCACCCCCAGCUGCCCUGGUGCAGCACAGGCACUUUCAGAUAUUUUUCCCUUCGCCAGU
Messenger RNA from Bubalus bubalis (water buffalo), 1397 nucleotides. RefSeq names its product interleukin 25 (gene IL25). NCBI's taxonomy places the organism in Eukaryota, Metazoa, Chordata, Mammalia, Artiodactyla, Bovidae. Gene Ontology annotation, molecular function: cytokine activity. The coding region runs from base 542 to 1039 and encodes 165 amino acids. The record is from RefSeq and is a predicted model, not a curated record. The transcript is spliced from 2 exons. Gene Ontology annotation, cellular component: extracellular region.